AUGGCGCCUAUAGCUUUUCAGCUCAUGUCGGAUCUACACCUCGAAACCCAUCCGACCUACGACUUUGACAUCAAGCUAACAGCACCCUACCUUGCGCUGCUGGGCGAUAUUGGGCACCGGUACUGGGUCGUCUUCUUCCUACUCGGCAACCAUGAGCCUACCUACCAGACAUGGCAGAUUGCCAAGGACCGUGUACGCGCAUUCGAGCAGAGGAUGAGCCGACUGCGCUCCACCUCCACCAUCGGAAAGUUUGAGAGGGAGGUGGGCGAGCGGAUGGUCGACUUCAAGGGCAUUCGCGAAUGGACCGUCGAGGACCACAACGAGGCACACCGGUCCGACGUCGAGUGGCUCAACAGCCAGGUAGCUGCCAUCACGGCGACCGAGCCCAAGCGCGAGAUUGUCAUCUUCACCCACCAUUGCCCCACCAAGGAUGCGCGGGCGCUCGACCCGAGGUUCCUCGACAGCCCCGUCUCGACCGGCUUCGUGUGCGACAUGCGGGGUGAGGUCUGCUGGCAGCGCGAGGCCGUGGUUUGCUGGGGGUUCGGCCAUACCCACUACAGCUGCGACUUUGUCGACGAGCACGGCACAAGGGUCGUCGCGAAUCAAAAGGGAUACUACACGUCCCAGGAAUCCAAGUACGCUAUAAAGAAGAUCUUCAUGCGGGACAACCCUGCCGUUUUUUUCCCCGCGCGGUCGCGGGGCGGCUUCAUGCGUGCCCGGGAGAUCAUGCCCAACAGUCUCCUCCAAACUCCCCGCGUCUGCUUGUGGGAUACCGACAGCAAGAUCCGCGUCGACUGGGCGGUAGCGACUAUGCCUGUAUACUGCAUAACCGGUACGAAUCGUGGCCUCGGCCUCGAAUUCGUGCGACAGCUUGCUGCGGAUGCCGACACGACCAUCAUCGCCGGUACUAGGUCGCUCGAUGGCGACCUCUCAGACCUCAGGGCAAUUUCCGGUCCGGCCAAAAUUCAUAUCCUUGCCUGCGAUACCUCGGAUCCCGAAUCGGUACGGCGGUUUGCCUCGGAGGCGAAAUCCAUCCUGGGAGCGGCGAAUCUCCAAGUCGACUUCCUCCUCAACAACGCAGGCAUCCGCGUCAACGUCAUUGGGCCUGCAAAGACGGUGGAGUUUCUCAAUGCCGAGUCGCUGCUCUCGGCCAACGUGAGGAUCGUUAACUUCACUUCGGGCCUGGCGUCGAUGUCAGAGAGCCUGGGCGCAGAAGGCAACACAUUUCGACAAUGCUGCACGUACAGUAUCUCGAAAGCAGGGCUUAAUAUGCUGGCGGUGCACCAGUCGGGGGAUCUGAGGAAGAAGGCCGGCCUCACUGGGGCCGUGGUCAUUGUGGUAGACCCGGGCUGGGUCCGGACGAGGAUGGGUGGACCGAACGCAGUUUUGGAGCCUCACCAGAGCAUUGCGGGAGUUUUGAACGUCGUCCACGGCUUGACGGAUAAGGAUAAUGGGUCGUUUUACUUGCAGCUCGAGGAUCAGUCGUCGGGCUGGGCGGAGCUGUGGGACACGAACCAGUCCGAGUUGUGGGACCGGGGUCGACCUUCUCCGGCCCUAAUUGAGCUUGUGGAGACCCGACCAGACCUGCUGCCCCGAGUGACUGGGAAAGCCAGACCUCGGGCGCUGAUCCCGGGCUGCGGCAAGGGCUACGAUGUGGUAAUGCUGGCCUUGCACGGCUUCGACGUAGUCGGCCUCGAAGUGUCCCGAGUUGCUGUCAAGACCGCCCAGGCGUACGCCGCGGGUGAAAUGGCCGAGCCGAGAACGCACAACUAUGGCAACCGAGAUGACCCGGCCGGAUGGGAGGCGGCGCUGCUGGAUGGGGCAGAAGGCUUCGACCUGAUUUACGAUUACACCUUCCUCUGCGCCAUCAGGCCCGAGAUGCGGGAAGGCUGGGCUCGACGCAUGCGCCAGCUCCUCGCCCCCAAUGGCGUCCUCGUGUGCGUCGAGUUCCCUCUGCACAAGGACCUGAAGCACCCGGGUCCACCAUGGCCGUUGCAGGGCGCGUACUGGAACCUGCUGGCCGAGGGAGGCAACGGCAUCGUGCACGUGCUUAGGGACGAAAAGGCGGGGCGCGGGAACGGGGCGUUUACGCGGGUAGAGAGGUUUAAGCCUCGGGAGUCGUAUCUUGAGGGGCAGGGGCAGGAUAUGGUGAGCGUGUGGUCACUGAAGAAGGGGGCGUGA
Parascedosporium putredinis is the source of this 2181-nucleotide messenger RNA. The record is from the annotation of a GenBank genome assembly. NCBI's taxonomy places the organism in Eukaryota, Fungi, Ascomycota, Sordariomycetes, Microascales, Microascaceae.